AUGGGCGAGAGAGGGCUGCUCAUCCUUCUGCUUGCAGGGUUUUGUGUGCCUGUGUACAACCAGAUCAGAAAACACGUGUUUGUGGAAACUGAGAAGAGCUGGUCUGAAGCUCAGAGCUACUGUAGAGAGAAGCACACAGACCUGGCCACUGUGCGCAGCCAGGAAGAAGCAGAGCAGCUCUUAAAUAUUACAGGAGCUUCUCUCGGGGAGUCCUGGAUCGGGCUGUAUCGUGAUGACACACAGAACUGGCAGUGGUCUAACAGCGAUGAUGUCAUCUACUCCAACUGGAGGGCAGACCUCUUCUGUGCUUCAGUCAAUUCAGACGGAAAGUGGACUGAUUUACCCUGCCACCUUCAGAAAGCCUUCAUGUGCUACAAAGAGACCAGCAACAUCACUGAGAGAUACACCCUGAUUGAACAACUGAAAACCUGGACUGAAGCUCAGCAGUACUGUAGAGAACACCACACCGACCUCGUCAGUAUAAAGAACGCCAGUGAAAAUGAAGAAAUAGUGAAGAAAGCGCAGGGCAAGCCCUUCUGGAUAGGCCUGUUCAAUGAGCCCUGGAAGUGGUCACACCAGGGGGAUAGCUACACAUUUCACAACUGGAGCAAAGGGGAACCAAACAAUUGGGGAGGCAGUGAGAACUGUGUGAUGAUGAGUAACACUGGUGGAUGGAAUGAUGCUGCCUGCAACAAUCAGUUGCCUUUCUUCUGCUGUGAGGCCUGA
Acipenser ruthenus (sterlet) is the source of this 726-nucleotide messenger RNA. Its product is annotated as C-type mannose receptor 2-like. The coding region runs from base 1 to 726 and encodes 241 amino acids. The record is from RefSeq and is a predicted model, not a curated record. Lineage: Eukaryota; Metazoa; Chordata; Actinopteri; Acipenseriformes; Acipenseridae. The transcript is spliced from 4 exons.